This is a messenger RNA of Paramecium primaurelia, 2013 nucleotides long. The record is from the annotation of a GenBank genome assembly. NCBI's taxonomy places the organism in Eukaryota, Ciliophora, Oligohymenophorea, Peniculida, Parameciidae.
AUAUAUUAAUGGAUUUAGAUAUAGCCAUUGAGACAAAAGAGAAAGUACGUAAUCCUACAAUAAAAUUGAAUAAGAAAUUAGCAAUAGCUAUAGCAGUACAUAUAAAUAAUUAUAAAAGGCACUUACUAAAUCUGAAAAGAAGCCAUUUGAUGAAUUAGUCUCAUAAGAACCUACAAAUAAAUUAAUUGCAGUUCAUUUUGGAGUAGGUGAUUAAGAUGAUUAUAAUACUAUCUGUAAUUAUGUUAAAUAGUUUGGACAGAAUAAAAUAAUGAUUUACCCUGUAAGGAAUUAUGCAUUUAUUGAAUUCUAAAACAUCUAAUAGAGUUUAUAAUUAUUCUAAGUAUAAGUUAUUUGCCAUUUAGUCUUUACAAGUUUUUGAGAAUAUCAAAUAUGCAAAUCUACAGUAUCCAAAUAAAGAAAGAGCUACAAUGUUUUUUUAUACAAACUAGUAAGAUUUAACUGGUGGAGGAAUGUGUGAUAUACCAAAUGCAAUGAGACAAGUUAAUAUACCAGGAUUGUAUUUGAUACAUGAUUUCAUAACACCAGAAUAUGAAAAAUAUAUUUUAGAUUUAAUUGAAAAACAAGAAUGGUCCAAAUUGAAAUAAAGAAGAGUUCAACAUUAUGGCUAUGAAUUCAUAUAUGGAGAUAAUACAGUUAAUGUAAAUUAACCUGCAGAUAAAAAUAUCCCAGCUUUCCUUGAAGAUGUUAGAGCCAAAGUAUCUGAAUUGAUAAAACCUCAAGAUCAAAUAAAUUAACUUACAAUUAAUGAAUAUUUACCAGGAAUGGGUAUUCCACCUCAUUUUGAUGUUCAUCCUCCAUUCCAUGAGAAAUUUGUAUCUAUCAGUUUACUCAGUGGUUUAGUAAUGUCAUUUAAAUCCUUUAAAGGAGAAGAAUAACAUUUAUAUUUACCUCCUAGAUCUUGUGCAUUAUUUACAGGUGAAGUUAGAUAUGCUUGGUUCCAUUCUAUUGCAGCAAGAAAAAUAGAUAAAGUAGAAGGUGAAACACAUUUUAGAUCUAGAAGAUUAAGUUUGACUUUCAGAACUAUUAGAAAUGAUUUGAAAUGUGAUUGUGAAUAUUAAUUCUUUUGUGAAUCUUAGGGUUAUAAUCCAUUAACAAUGAAAAACAAAAAUCCAUUGCUUUAAGAAUAUCUUGCAAAAUUAAAUUAAAUUGGAAUAAUAUAAGACAAUAAAGUUGUUCCCAAUAAAACUUAAGAAGAAAUUUAAUUACUUGAAGAAUAACCAUAAUAAUUACAAUAAAUGCCUAAGGCUACUGAAGUUGAAAAGAAAUAUGUUUAUGAGAUUUAUGAAAAAAUUGCACCUCAUUUUAGUUCAACACGUUAUAAGCCAUGGCCUAAAAUAGAACAAUUUCUUAAAUCAUUAGAAUCUGGAUCUUUAGUAGCUGAUGUUGGAUGUGGUAAUGGCAAAUAUUUAGGAUCAAAUCCAGAUAUUGAAAUGAUUGGUACUGAUAGAAGUGAAAAUCUAUUGAAAAUUUGCAAAGAAAAAUCUGAUGCUUAUUAAGUAUUCAGUGCUGAUUCAUUAAGAUUACCAUUAAAAUCUGAAAUGUUUGAUGCUGUAAUAUCAAUUGCAGUUAUUCAUCAUUUUUCAAAUAAGUAAUAAUUAUUAUAUUUAAUUUAAUUAGAAUUCUAAGAUAAUAAGCUAUAAAGGAAUUAUUAAGGAUUUGUAAAUCUAAAGGUUUAGUAUUAAUCUAUGUUUGGGCUAUGGAAUAAGAAGAGAAGACCUUUAAUGAACAAGAUGUUUUUGUGCCAUGGAAUUUACAAUUUAAAUAUGAAGAUGAAAAAGUAAUAAAUUAAGAAGGUAUAUAAAUUAAAUAUUAUUGGUAGUGUAAUAAUAAUUUAAAAUUGAUGAUUAAAAGAAAACAGUUGUAUAUAAACGAUAUUAUCAUGUAUUUAAAUAAGGUGAGAUAGAAGAAUUAUUAUCAGAAAUGCCAGGAUUUAAAAUAGUAAAUAAUUAUUAUGACCAUGCUAAUUGGGUAGUUGUUUUAUAAAAAGAUUGA